Molecule: messenger RNA, 2006 nt
Organism: Pungitius pungitius (ninespine stickleback)
Lineage: Eukaryota; Metazoa; Chordata; Actinopteri; Perciformes; Gasterosteidae
Gene: mbd2
Product: methyl-CpG binding domain protein 2
Exons: 8
Coding region: 431-1285 (284 amino acids)
Biological process (GO): DNA methylation-dependent constitutive heterochromatin formation; negative regulation of transcription by RNA polymerase II
Cellular component (GO): nucleus
Molecular function (GO): methyl-CpG binding
Source: RefSeq, a predicted model, not a curated record
UGCCAGCGCGUUUGCGACCGUGUACGUGCAUGUGUGCGCGUGUGCGCGUGUGCGAUAUCGCAGACGUCACAGCCUGCCGUUGGUCCUGUUCAGUUCCGAUCAUCGCUUGGUCCCCUCCGAAGGUACGUUAGCAGUUCUGCUAAACUGAACCCCAUCCGGAGCCGGAUGCAGUUUAUCCCGGGAGAUCCCAGCUCGCGCUCCGAACCGGGAUACUUUUUGAUUUGUACUUAACCCGAAAUAAGCAGCACAAACCGGCGGGGCGGAGGGAGGGAGAGCCGCCGUUACCGUAACGUCCGUGACGUCAGUCCGCCCGGGCCGCUGUGGCGCGAGGGGCUCACCGCCACGCUGCUCGUCCUGAGGGGUCCCUCUGCCGGGGUGAACCGAUCGAUCGGUCCAAUCGGAGCGCAAUCGCGGGACACAUAAGUGCGCGAUGAUGGAGAAGAAGAGGUCGGACUGCCCCGCUCUGCCUCCCGGCUGGAAGAAAGAAGAAGUGAUCCGGAAGUCCGGACUGAGCGCUGGAAAGAGCGACGUCUACUACUACAGUCCCCCAACUCUAUGGAAGCGCAAUCCAAAAAAAGAAAAGAAAAUCAGUAAUGAUCCUUCGGGAAAGAAGUUCCGGAGUAAGCCUCAGUUGUCCCGUUACCUUGGAAACAAAGUAGAUCUGGGAUGUUUCGACUUCCGGACGGGAAAGAUGUUGCCCGGAAAAAUGCAGAAGAGCAAACAGAGACUUCGACACGACCCGCUCGGCCUGGCCAAGGGAGGUAAACCUGACCUGAACACAGCGCUGCCAAUCAGACAGACGGCAUCCAUCUUUAAACAACCCGUUACCAAGGUUACGAGUCACCCCAGCAACAAGGUGAAGGCAGACCUGCAAAGAGCUUGCGAGCAGCCCAGACAGCUGUUCUGGGAGAGGAGGUUGAAAGGCCUGCAGUCAUCAGAUGUGUCAGAAGGAGUCCUGAGGACCAUGGGCCUGCCCAAAUGCCUGCAGAGCGUCGGGCCGGACUCCAGCGAUGACACUCUGCUGUCGGCCAUCGCUAGCGCCCUGCACAUGAGCUCCGCCCCCAUAACGGGACAGACUACUAUGGCUGCCGAAAAGAACCCGGCCAUCUGGCUCAACACGUCCCAGCCGCUCUGCAAGUCCUUCACCGUCACCGACGAACAGAUCCGGGAGCAGGAGUUGAAAGUUUACCAGGCCAGGAAGAGUCUGGAGGAUGCACUGAUGGCUGACGGUUUGGCGCGGGCCGCCGAAAACACCCGAGAGCUUCUGGAAGGGAAGACGGCCUGAAGAUGGACAGGUGAGACGGAAGAACCAAGUUUCUAUUGUUGACCAGCCUCAGGUUUAUAAUCAUAGUCCUCUUCAUCCAGAAAACAGACCACCCGCAGACCGAAACACGUGCAUUGAUCGGUUGUCUCACUGGAAAACUCCGUCAACCUGUCCGUUAAGGAAACCCUUUUCAGGAUUUAUCCUCAUGUGGAAAUCUGGGAGCAGCAACUACAGCAAUAAUGGCAUCAGCCACACGGGCUGACAACAAGACAACAAGUAGCUUCAGCUUUAAAAGUUGCAACAGCAGAAACAGCAACAUAGAACAGAUCAGCAGCAAUAAGUGGAGCAACUAAAACAACCAAAGCCUUUAAUCCUCGCUGGGUUUUAUCAUCUGUACAAACUUUACAACAAGUGAUUACUUUGACUUUAUUUUUCAGAUUCAGAUAUCACUUUUCUUGGUUUUUGAUAUGAUGCUGAAAAAAAUAUAUUUUUUACGAACAUACUGAUCACGCCCUUAACAAACCCAAAGUCAGAUGGCAAACUGCUGGACGGCUUUUGCUAACUCUACCAACUCUUCUUGUGCUCUGUGAUGAUUUUGGUUGUUUGUGGUAUUGAAUUUGUUGUCAGUUUUCAAGGAUUUUUGAUGAAAUAAUGAGAAUUUUCAUGAAUAUGAAAUAGAAGAUUGCUUAUUUAAGACAAAUUUUAUACUUUGAGAGAAAAUGUGUACAUUUUUUGGACUGUA